GACGAAGGCAGGAUCCUCUCCCUCCCUCUCUCUCUCCUCUCAGCUCUCCUUCCAACCUCAAAGUAUCAGGAUGCCUCACGCAUAUCCCUUCCUCACUCCUGAGCAGAAGAAGGAGCUCAAUGAUAUUGCUCUGAAGAUUGUGGCUCCCGGCAAGGGAAUCCUCGCCGCUGACGAGUCCACUGGUUAAAGUAAAAAGUGUUGUCUAUCUGGAGGGCACCCUGCUCAAACCCAACAUGGUUACCGCAGGACACUCCUGAUCACAUAAGUACAGCAACCAGGAGAUUGCCAUGGCAACUGUUACUGCCCUGCGCCGCACUGUGCCCCCCGCAGUCCCUGGAAUCACCUUCCUGUCUGGUGGUCAGAGUGAGGAGGAGGCCUCCGUCAACCUGAACGCUAUGAAACAGUGCCCACUGCACAGGCCCUGGGCCCUGACCUUCUCAUACGGCCGUGCCCUGCAGGCCUCUGCCCUGAAAGCCUGGGGUGGCAAGAAGGAGAAUGGAAAGGCAUGCCAGGAGGAGUUCAUCAAGAGAGCUCUGGCUAACAACCUGGCCUGCCAGGGAAAAUAUGUUUCCUCAGGAAGCAGCGCUGCUGGUGGAGAGUCCCUGUUCGUGGCUAAUCAUCCUUAUUAAGCUGGGGCACCCUUUCCACUUCCUUCCCACCAUUGUUACAUCUUAGAAAAGGCAUGUCAUCUAACGAAAUGCCUACGAAAUUGUUUCUCCACUUAUAACCAGAUGCCACUUUCAUGGCAUCUUGAGAGAAAGAUAAGAAAACCUUUCCUUUGGGUUGUUGCUGCAGAUAGGAGAUUCUGAAAAAUGGUCUGCCUCCAUUCCCUUACCUUUUAUUUUUGAACACCUUUUUUUUUCAGGUGAAAAUUCUCAUGCUGUUUUUACACAUCUUGUACUCUAUUCCUUGGUCUGCUUCCACCCAGCCUAGUGUAUAAUUUAUACUGGUGCCUCGGAAUAAAGAAUUUACCCUACCA
Molecule: messenger RNA, 979 nt
Organism: Mugil cephalus (flathead mullet)
Lineage: Eukaryota; Metazoa; Chordata; Actinopteri; Mugiliformes; Mugilidae
Product: fructose-bisphosphate aldolase A-like
Exons: 4
Coding region: 288-629 (113 amino acids)
Biological process (GO): glycolytic process; fructose 1,6-bisphosphate metabolic process
Cellular component (GO): cytosol
Molecular function (GO): fructose-bisphosphate aldolase activity
Source: RefSeq, a predicted model, not a curated record